Didymosphaeria variabile is the source of this 1821-nucleotide messenger RNA. RefSeq lists its product as uncharacterized. The coding region runs from base 1 to 1821 and encodes 606 amino acids. NCBI's taxonomy places the organism in Eukaryota, Fungi, Ascomycota, Dothideomycetes, Pleosporales, Didymosphaeriaceae. The transcript is spliced from 2 exons. The record is from RefSeq and is a predicted model, not a curated record.
AUGAACCGCAUUGCUCCUGGGACGUCCGAAAUAUACAUUGCAAAUGCUGAUGGCAGCAAUGAGCGGAAGCUGUUGGGAAAUGAAUCGACCUUCGACUAUCAGGCCAGCUUCUCGCCUGACGGACAGUGGGUUACGUUCACAACCGAGCGCAAUGGGGACGGAAAUUCUGAUAUCUAUCGAGUCCGGCCAGAUGGCAGUGGCUUGGAGCAGAUCAUCGCCACAUCGUCCUACGAGGCCCAAAGCGUGCUUAGCCCGGAUGGCAACAUGAUUGCUUAUGUUUCUACUGCGAACAACUACAAAGCGAAUGUAUGGGUCAAGGACCUCAUAACGGGCGAAGAGAAGAACCUUACCAACACUGUCUUGGUUGCGGGGAAUUCAAGCUUACCCGAGGGUUACUAUCGGCCCGCAUGGUCACCAGAUGGUGAAUGGAUCGCUUUCUCUUCCGCUCGUAACACCCAAUGGCGAGGCCACGGCAAUGGUACUGGUUGGGAACACACCCAGGAACUCUCGAUAUACGUCAUUCGACCCAAUGGUCGCGACUUCCGGCAGCUUGCAACGAAGCAGGAUUAUUGUUUGGGAUCACCUAAGUUUUCUCCCGAUGGCAAACGCGUCAUCUUCUACGAGAUCACCACGGAGGCUACUUGGGACUCUCAUCGCCCUGAGUCGGUCAGUGCCGUGACUGGACAGCUUGUGUCGAUUGACUUUGAGAGUGGCCAGGAUGCUAUCGCACAUACUUCAGGUCCUGGACUGAAGAUGAACCCACAGUGGGUUACCAGCAAUGUGAUCGGCUAUCUGGUGAAGACUCCCGCUAAUGAAGGUCUCAACUAUACAGCUGAUACGACCAUCGGGAACGGCACGACUGGGAACGGUACUUAUGCGCAAGUCAAGGCAUCACUGCGCUCACCAUCCUGGUCGCCCGAUGGCACACAAGUAGUCUAUGAGAAAGUAGACUUCAAGGCUGUCCGCCCAAUGGGCAAGCAGCUGUACAGCUGGGAUGCUGAUUGGGAGUAUCGCUUCACAGAUGUCUUCCCGCAGCUCUCACUCCAAGGUCGCCUCGCCAUUACACAGAAGCAACUUGGCAACUCUAGCGUUGUCACAAUGAAACCCGAUGCCACAGACCUGGUGGAUGCCUUCGAUGUCUAUGAUCAUCUGAACGACACCUCGGCCAUCGGAAAAGGUCUCACAGGUGCCUUCCAACCCUCGUGGUCCCCCUAUGGCGAUCUGGUUGUUGGACUGGGCUCGUGGUUCCAAUCUCGUGCCACAGGGUCAGGCACAUUAUGGCAAAUCAGCGCCAAUGGCUCUACCGCUGAGCAGCUCACCUUCGAAGACGAGGCCAACACGGGCUUCCCCAGCUACUCCCCCGACGGGAAGUCCAUUGUGUAUCGUGUCUUCGGCAAGGAAUACGGGCUCCGCGUCAUGGACCUUGCCACCCGCUCCGUCCGCGUACUCACCAACGGCACCGCAGACGUCUACGAUAAUACACCCAUGUGGUCCCUGGACGGCGAGCGAAUUGUGUUUGCGCGCCGUCGCUCCUACACGAACUUCGACGUUGCGACUAUUCGACCCGACGGCACAGAUCUGCAGAUCUUGACGACCAGCGGCGGCAAUGACGCGCAUGCAGUGUGGAGCCACGAUGGGAGAAUCAUGUACAGCACGGCCGAGUAUGGGUUUCGCGAUGAGUGCGCAGGUUAUGAUCAGACAUUUCAGCCGUACGGGCAAAUUGUAAUCAUGGAUGCGGAUGGGUCGAAUAAAAGAUUGGUUACGGACAGUAUGUGGGAAGACUCGAUGCCCCUUUUCGUGGGUAGUGAAUAUCUGGGCUAG